AUUUGGUAUUGUGAUUUAGUUUGUGGAAUUUAGCUUUUUAAAUACACAAUUAAAAUAUGGAACAAAACUUCGUGAAAGCAGAUUCUUCGAAUUUACCGAAAGUAGAUUACGAGAUGAUCGAUGAAUACUAUCGACACAAUGAUGACUUUAUCAAAGCAAAUGUGAAAACACAAAGAAGUGGCAAGCAAUCGUAUGGAGAUGAAGCUAUCGGAUUUGUCCAGCUGAUGCGAGAGGGAUCAAUAUGUAGGUACUGUAAAGUGCCAAGUAACUCCCGAACACAAGAUCCACGAAAAAGGAUAUCAGGUGACAAUCUGCAUUAAUGAGGCUGAAGAGAAGAUUACACAUAGUGUGUGUCAUAGCUGCCCAGCUAGUGAAGGUAUUGAGUUUAAUAAUUCCUUGUGUCUUUAUAAUAUACUAUAUUUUAAUUUCUAGGAGGGUGCAAGCAUGGUGUAGCUCUGAUGUUUUGGCUACUACGACGUUCUACAGAACCUUCUGUAACAAGUGUUGAGUGCUACUGGCGAAAACCGACUUUAGCAAAAGUAGGUUCUUCAUUGAAAGCAGCAAAAUUGAACGAGCUAUUUAAGAAUGUUCCCCCAGUUGCAUCACACAAUAAUUCCUUCUUAAAAAAACUAUUAGAAAAAGGAUUAGAAAACAAAAGCAAGGGUAUUUUAUUUGAAUACUACAAAACUGAAGAGAAUGCUAUUGAUAAAGUAUCCCUAUAUCAUUUAAUAAAUAAAUUUGUAAGAAACAGUAGCAUCAUCACUGCUGAAAAUUUUAUUCAGUAUUGUCAGCAAGAAAUGAAUGAUCAGCCUUGUAAAGAAAUUUUAAAUCAAACAAAAGAUCAAUCCAAUACUGGUACAUGGUUUGAGAUAAGGUAUGCACGUAUUACUGCAUCGAAGUUUUAUGAAGCAGCACAGAGUACAACAUAUGAUGGAUGUUUAGUGGAGUCAAUUUUGGGUGCAGCAAAAUUCAAGUCCACAAAAGCUAUGAAGAGGGGAUUAUCAUUAGAUGAUAAAGUAUUGAAGGUUGUGGCAAGAAAGAAACUAAUAAAAGUAGAAAAAGUAGGAAUAUUUGUAGAUAAGAGAUAUCCUAUAUUUGGAGCUAGCCCUGAUGCUGUAAAUGCUGAGUUUUGUAUUGAAAUAAAGUGCCCAUCAAAAGAAUCGACACUUAAGCAAUACUUAAAUGAUGGAGUCAUAGGUAAGAAACCUUUUGCCCAAAUUCAACUCCAAAUGCUAUUGUCGGGCAGAAAGAAGGGAUUAUUUUGUGUUGCAUCACCAAAUUUUGAAGUGAAUAAAGAUGUAUCAAUUGUGGAAGUUGAACUUGACAUUUUUUUUUGCUGCAAAAAGCAACUUUGUUUUGGGAAAAAGCUAUCUUCCCAAAACUGAUUCAAUAGAUCUACUGUAAUGUACUCAACUUGUAAUGUCAACAAUUUACCUGUAGAUUCGACUAAAAGACAAGUCAAUUGUUC
Messenger RNA from Acanthoscelides obtectus, 1468 nucleotides. NCBI's taxonomy places the organism in Eukaryota, Metazoa, Arthropoda, Insecta, Coleoptera, Chrysomelidae. The record is from the annotation of a GenBank genome assembly.